CAAACAAAACAAACAGCUGAACUUCCAUGCCUUCGUCUUCUUCAGUGGCAGACAUUUCUGCACUCAUCACUCAUCCACUCUUUUUCCCUUUAUCACCCAUUUCAAACUUCCCCAUAAAUUCAACCACACCAUCUCACCUUCUUCUUCUUCUUCUUCUUCUUUCUCCCAAUUCUCACCCCCAAACAAACAAAAUGCAUGAAACUCUAAGAAGAUCUCCCAGAUGCGUACUCUCUCCUCCCACAUUGCAUGGCAAUCAAACCCAGAAAAACUCACUCGGUAGAAGUAGUAGUAGUAGAGUUUCUAGAUCUUCAAAGCAACUUCAUCAUUCCUCUGAAUCAGACCUCGUUUUUGCGUCCUUUGACGACGAUGAACUACAUUACACUCCUCAGCCUCUCAAAGUUCACCACCCCAGAAAAUCAAAAUCGGAGACUAAAGUUUUGUUGUUAACUUCAUCGGUAAGGAGGUCGCCGAGGUUUACGGGGUUUUCCAAUGGUGUUCAUUCUGGGAAAUGUAGUAGUAGGUCUACAUUGUUGAAUUCACCUGGUUGUGUUGUUAAUGGUAAGAGGAAGCUCGAUUCUGGUGAGAGUACGAAGAAGAGGAAAUUGAAUCCGGAGUCUGUAAGGCAGUCGCCUAGGUUUUCGGGUUUGAAAUCGGAGUCAGGCGUUGGAAUUAAAGUUAAAUUGGGAGAGAAUACGCCAUUGAAGCUGAUCAAAUCGGUGGAACGUGAUAGGAAAUUGGGGAUGAAAUCUCCCAGGUUAUUGUUAUUGACGGAUAAGGUGGCGAGGCGUUCGCCUAGGUUUUCCGCUUCGAAAUCGGAAUCAAUUGAAAAAUCUGAAGCUAAAUUGGGGAAAAGGGCGGCAUUGAAACUGAUUAAAUCGGUGGAAUGUGGGUUAAGUAGAAGAAAAUCGGGGAUGAAAUCUCCGAGCUUAUCAAUGGCGGAAAAUUUGGGGAAAAUUGAGGAAGAUAAGAUGUUCAGACGUUCGCCUAGGUUUUCUGCUCCAGAAUCAAAUACAGUGGUUGGCAUUGAAGUGAAAUUGGGGAAGAAGGUGUCACUGAAACUGACAAAAUCAGUGGAAUUUGAAGAAAUUGAAGAAGAGUUGUUUGGGAUGGAAUCUCCGAGCUCACCAUUGCCGGAAAAAAUGGGGGAAAUUGAGGAAGAUAAGGUGUUGAGACGUUCGCCGAGAGGGUUGCCGUCAUCUCUUGGGGUGGAUUAUGAUGAAAGUGAUGAUUUUGAAUUGGGAUUUUCAUUGAAGAAACCAAAGAAGAAGAAGAAGAAGAAAGCACCAAAAGAAGAACCAAAGGUGAGGGAAGAGAAAAUCAAUGUGUGUAGAAGAAGGGAGGAUUGCUUCUUUGUUGGGGAACCGGUUCUCGAGGAAGAGGCUCUUCAGAAAUGGGGAGGGAGAUAUCAAUCCAAGAAGAAUAGAAGAAUUAACGGGCGAAGUUUGACAGGAAAUGAUAAGGAAGAGGAUGAACCAAUGCUGGAAGUGAAAUGCCAUUAUACCCAAGCACAGAUAAAAGGGUGCAUUUUUAAUCUAGGAGAUUGUGCCCUAAUAAGGGGUGAAGGAUCACAAAAACAUAUUGGAAGGAUUGUGGAAUUUUUCCAAACAAUUGAAGGAGAAGAAUAUUUCAGGGCCCAGUGGUUCUACAAACCUGAGGAUACGGUGAUGAAAGAAGCAGCUGUUUUCCAUGACAAGAAGCGCAUAUUUUACUCAUGUAUCAUGAAUGACAAUUUGUUAGCUUGCAUAAUGUCUAAACAGAAUGUGAUACAAAUGUCACCCCAGCUAAACUUGAAUUCAAGCUCUAUUGAACCAUUUGACUUCUAUUAUGAUAUGGAGUACUGUUUGGACUACUCAACUUUCCGCAAUUUGCCAAGAGAUAAUUUUACCGCCGGCAGUAUAUUACCGUCACUUGGCUGCACUGAAUCUACCCUCUCCCUUCCCAGCUCUCCUGUAGCAGAUCAGAAUACAUCUAUUUGUGAAACGUACAAUGCAGAGUUAACAAUGUUAGAUCUUUAUUCUGGCUGUGGGGCAAUGUCAACUGGGUUAUGCCUCGGUGCUAGAUUUUCCGGUGCAAAUCUUGUAACGAGAUGGGCAAUUGAUGCUGACAGCUGGGCUUGCGAAAGCUUGAAAUUGAAUCAUUCUAAGAUACAAGUUAAGAAUGAAACAGCUGAUGACUUUCUGGAGCUGUUAAAGAACUGGGAGAUUCUGUGCAAAAAGUUUGUCAUAGAAGAGAAACAAAAACCAUUUCCUUCUCCACAAAAGGUGUCAGAUUUAGCUGAAGCCUGUUCAGAUGGUCAACCAGACAGUGAAAGUGGAGCUGAUGAAUUGGAGGUUUCAAGCUUGGUUGAUAUUUGUUAUGGCGAUAUUGAUGAAUCAGGAAAGCAAGGCCUGAAAUUUAAGGUGCGCUGGAAAGGAUUUGGUCCAAGUGAAGAUACAUGGGAACCGAUUGAUGGAUUGAGUAAUUGUGAAGACCUGAUACAAGAAUUUGUCAUAAACGGGUUCAAGAAUAAAAUAUUGCCUCUCCCUGGUGAUGUCGAUGUCAUAUGUGGAGGGCCUCCAUGUCAAGGGAUCAGUGGGUAUAACCGAUUCAGAACUGUCGAUGCCCCAUUAACUGAUGAGAGGAAUCGUCAACUAAUAGUCUUUAUGGACAUAGUGGAAUACCUAAAGCCUAAGUUUGUUCUAAUGGAAAAUGUGUUGGAUAUCUUAAAAUUUGAUAAAGGUUCACUUGGAAGAUACGCAUUAAGUCGUUUGGUGCAUAUGAAUUAUCAGGCUAGAGUUGGAAUAAUUGCUGCAGGUUGUUAUGGUCUUCCUCAAUUUCGCUUGCGUGUCUUCUUUUGGGGUGCUCUUCCUAGUGAGGAACUUCCCCCGUUUCCACUCCCAACACAUGAUGUUGUUGUCAGAUAUUGGCCUCCUUUAGAAUUUGAGAGGAAUGUUGUAGCUUAUGAUGAGGGCGCCCAACCUCCUGAAUUAGAAGAUGCUGUUUUAUUGGGUGAUGCCAUCUCUGAUCUUCCUGCAGUGACAAACUAUGAAUCCUUGGAGGAAAUGCCAUAUAGUUGCCUUCCAAAGACUGAAUUUCAGAAGUAUAUAAGGUCAACAAAAUAUGAUAUAAUUUGCUCUGCAUCAAAACCAGAGGAAACUCUACUUUAUGAUCAUCGACCCCAUCAGUUAUUUGAGGAUGACUAUAUACGAGUAUGUCGGAUUCCACGAAGAAAGGGAGCAAAUUUCAGGGAUCUCCCUGGCGUGAUCGUGGAAAACGACAAUGUGGUUCGGCGUGAUCCAAAUCUAGAACCUGUGCUUUUGCCUUCUGGAAGGCCAAUGGUUCCGGAGUAUGCGUUCACGUUUGAGCAAGGAAAAUCAAAAAGACCAUUUGCAAGACUCUGGUGGGAUGAGACGAUGCCAACUAUAGUCACCUACCCCAAUUGCCACAGUCAGGCAAUACUACAUCCCGAGCAAGAUAGAGUGCUUACAGUACGUGAGUGUGCAAGGCUGCAAGGAUUUCCUGAUGAUUAUCGCUUCUGUGGAACUGUAAAAAAAAGGUACCGGCAAGUGGGAAAUGCAGUAGCUAUUCCAGUUGCAAAGGCCUUAGGUUAUGCUUUGGGGAUGGCAUCCCAGAGGCUUACUGGAAAAGAACCUCUUUUAACUCUCCCACCCAAGUUCGCCUAUUCAAACCAUUGCUGAUUCUCAUGUUUGAUGAAAAAUCAGUGAAACAUUCACAAUUUGGCAAAAGAUUAGUUAUUCCAUGUAUGCAACUUUGUUCAAUCAGUGCUCCUUUGUAACAUAUUGCCUUUGCAGCUUUUCUGUAUCGGGUAAUAAUUAUGUAUCAUGUAUGUUGUAUCAUAGGCGUGGCAAAAGAUUAGGUGUAUCAUGUAGAUUGUAAACCUGAUCAAAUUGCGGGCCUGGUUCGGGCCGGGGCACGGCUUAGAAAAUCAUGUCUGCUGUCGGGACUGAAAUCAGGCCUACAAAUUCUAUCCAAAUCCUGCUGUGUUUCGGGUUGGGCCAGCGGGCCGGGCUCGUGAUGAUCAGGUCUAGUAUCAUGUAUGUUAAUCCUGUUAGCUCUGUUCAAACUGCAGUUGUUCCUUUGUAACUUAUUGCCUAGGCAGAUUUUUCUGUGACGGCUAGUAAUAAUGUAUUCAUGUAUGUAUGGACUGCCUUUGGCAAGCAUAAAGGCUUAGCAGUGAUGAACUCUUUGUAAUCCAAUUUUACUCAACAAGUGAUUCUCAAUGGCCAUGAAAAUAAUUUAAUGGCUCAAA
Messenger RNA from Spinacia oleracea (spinach), 4249 nucleotides. RefSeq names its product DNA (cytosine-5)-methyltransferase CMT2. Gene Ontology annotation, molecular function: chromatin binding; DNA binding; DNA (cytosine-5-)-methyltransferase activity. The record is from RefSeq and is a predicted model, not a curated record. Bases 27 to 3677 code for a protein of 1216 amino acids. Gene Ontology annotation, cellular component: nucleus. The transcript has 21 exons. Gene Ontology annotation, biological process: negative regulation of gene expression via chromosomal CpG island methylation. NCBI's taxonomy places the organism in Eukaryota, Viridiplantae, Streptophyta, Magnoliopsida, Caryophyllales, Amaranthaceae.